GCCAUUUUGACAUUGGAAUCGAUCGCUUUGUUCAACGCUUCUUCUUGCCCCCUUUGGAAAUUGUGAACUGUCCAAGCUUUUAAAGAAAUGGCGUUUUAUUAAUAAUUAUAAGUUUUUGACAAUUAUCACAAUCAAGGAAAGCUACAAAUCGAAUCAAACAUGAAUAAGAUGUCGAGAUACCCCUCGGACUGUAAAGUCUAUGUGGGUGAUCUUGGAAGUAAUGCUACGAAACAAGAGCUUGAGGACGCUUUUUCGUAUUAUGGACCAUUGAGAAAUGUUUGGGUCGCAAGAAAUCCACCAGGUUUUGCAUUCGUUGAAUUUGAUGAUGCGCGUGAUGCUGAGGAUGCUGUGAGAGGUUUAGACGGUCGGACAAUUUGCGGACGACGAGCUCGCGUUGAACCAUCAAAUGGAAAAAGAUUGAGAGAUCGUGGUUCAUCGAGACGUGGUGGAGGCGGCGGCGGUGGUGGUGGUGGAGGAGGAGGUGGUGGUGGAGGCGGUGGCGGCGGUGGUCGAGCUUUCGAUCCUCAGGAUCGUUGUUACGAGUGUGGUGAACGUGGUCACUAUGCACGAGAUUGUCCCAGACAUGGCCGAGGAAGUCGUCGACGAAGGUCACCAUCAAGAUCACGUUCUCAUUCACGCUCGCGAUCGCGUUCACGAUCACGCUCAAGGUCAAGGGGUAAGCGCAGCAGAUCAAGAUCAUCAUCAAGAAGUAGAUCACGCAGCAAGACACGUCACGAGAGAGAAAGAUCACGCAGCAAGGGACGAUCGGAUUCAAAGGAAAGAAGUCCCCGUCGUUCAAAAUCAAGAUCCGCAUCAAGAUCCCGCAGCAGGUAAAAUGGAAGGACAAAGUGACAAAUGGAUCAUCUCGUGAUGAUUAAGCAUAUAUAUUCAUUAUUCCAAUAUACAUAUUCAAUACAAUCGCUUCGUUACUUUAAUGUAUAUCAAAAAUUUGCGAAUUUUCAGUGAAUAUGAAUUCAUUUUUCAAUUAACUUCUUUUUUUUUUUUUAGAUACGGAAAUAUAUAAAUCCGUAGUUCAUUUUCAUUCCCUUAUAUUUCUUAAUGUUCAAGAUUAUAACUUGACUAGAAUAAAAUGUCAUUUUCGUCAAA
Leptopilina boulardi is the source of this 1107-nucleotide messenger RNA. RefSeq names its product serine/arginine-rich splicing factor 7-like. The record is from RefSeq and is a predicted model, not a curated record. NCBI's taxonomy places the organism in Eukaryota, Metazoa, Arthropoda, Insecta, Hymenoptera, Figitidae. Bases 160 to 834 code for a protein of 224 amino acids. The transcript has 4 exons. Gene Ontology annotation, cellular component: nuclear speck. Gene Ontology annotation, molecular function: zinc ion binding; RNA binding. Gene Ontology annotation, biological process: mRNA splicing, via spliceosome.